AUGUUACGCCAGCGCUCGCUUCUCCGGGCAUGGAAGCAAGCCGGAGAUCAGCCGCAAUACCUUCGGCAUCUCCCCGAUGUUGCGUCUUUCCUUCUUGGUGAGCUUGUUCUCAAGCUUUCGGGGUCGAUUAACUCGGUUGCAGAUCGCAGUUUCGACACUGUCGGAUCCGGUUCGGAUUCUCUAUUCAAUACGGUACGCCGUCGAUUGAAUAAGGAAACAGAGAGCAGGGUGGGCAGAGCUUCCUUUGUUUACGCGGACCAGUUAUAG
Arabis nemorensis is the source of this 267-nucleotide messenger RNA. The record is from the annotation of a GenBank genome assembly. NCBI's taxonomy places the organism in Eukaryota, Viridiplantae, Streptophyta, Magnoliopsida, Brassicales, Brassicaceae.